This is a messenger RNA of Ixodes scapularis (black-legged tick), 767 nucleotides long. Its product is annotated as ice-structuring glycoprotein-like. NCBI's taxonomy places the organism in Eukaryota, Metazoa, Arthropoda, Arachnida, Ixodida, Ixodidae. The transcript is spliced from 2 exons. The record is from RefSeq and is a predicted model, not a curated record. The coding region runs from base 41 to 643 and encodes 200 amino acids.
UCAGCCAAGACACUCCAAAGGGACCAACCUACUGAAAACCAUGACGACUCUGCUUCGUCUGACUAUCCUCAUCGUGGCUGUUGCCGGCGUGCUCGGAGGCUCCAAAAGGGCGGCUAGGGCGGCUACGGCGGCUACAGCGGCUACGCCGGCUACGGCGGCUACGCCCGCUACGGCGGCUACGCCAGCUAGGAAGGCUAGGGCGGCUACGGCGGCUACACCGGCCACGCCGGCUACGGCGGCUACGCCUGCUAGGAAGGCUAGGGCGGCUACGGCGGCUACACCGGCCACGCCGGCUACGGCGGCUACGCCUGCUAGGAAGGCUAGGGCGGCUACGGCGGCUACACCGGCCACGCCGGCUACAGCGGCUACGCCAGCUAGGAGGGCUAGGGCGGCUACGGCUGCUACACCGGCCACGCCAGCUACGGCGGCUACACCUGCUAGGAAAGCUAGGGCGGCUACGGCGGCUACGCCGGCUACGGCGGCUACGCCAGCUAGGGCGGCUAGGGAGGCUAGGGCGGCUACGGCGGCUGCGCCGGCCACGCCGGCUACGGCGGCUACGCCAGCUAGGAAGGCUAGGGCGGCUACGCCCGCUACGGCGGCUACAGCGGCCACGCCCGCCACGGCGGCUACGGCGGCUGCGUAGCCGACAACUACGGCGGCUACGGGCUUGCAUACGGAAGCAGUCUGCGCCAUGGAGGAGUGUACAGCAGAUACGGCGGGCUCGGAUCCUACGGCGGACACGGAAGCUUCUAUGGUUGAAAUCCAAA